Molecule: messenger RNA, 3586 nt
Organism: Anolis sagrei ordinatus
Lineage: Eukaryota; Metazoa; Chordata; Lepidosauria; Squamata; Anolidae
Gene: CYGB
Product: cytoglobin
Biological process (GO): oxygen transport
Molecular function (GO): iron ion binding; oxygen binding; heme binding
Source: RefSeq, a predicted model, not a curated record
CAGACACACACACAAACACAGCAAGGGAGGCAAGAACAGUAUCAGCCAAACAUCACCACCAAACAGAACACCUUAUCUCUUCUGGCUGGAUACACACAUACACGCACGCACACAGAGACACACACAGAGAGAGAUUCACACGCAGAGGCAAGCAUACAAAAAUCUCUUUCUCUACUGGCUUCCCCGGAAGAUUUUGCUGGCUGUUUUUCAUGGAGAAAGUCCAAGGAGAAAUGGAGAUUGAGAGAUGGGAAAGAAACGAAGAGAUGUCAGAUGCAGAGAAAAAGAUGAUCCAGGAGACAUGGAACACAGUGUACGCGAACUGCGAGGACGUUGGGGUCUCCAUACUGAUCAGGUUUUUUGUCAACUUCCCAUCUGCCAAGCAAUACUUCAGCCAAUUCAAGCACAUGGAGGACCCACUAGAGAUGGAAAGGAGUCUGCAGCUGCGUAAACACGGCAGGCGGGUGAUGGGGGCUAUUAACAGUGUGGUGGAGAAUAUCUAUGAUUCAGAAAAGGUUGCCUCUGUUCUAGCAUUGGUGGGCAAGGCACACGCUGUCAAGCACAAAGUUGAACCCGUCUAUUUUCAGAUUCUCAUUGGCGUUCUGCUUGAAGUGCUUACAGAAGAAUAUACCAAUGAGUUCAGCCCUCCAGAGGUCCAGAGAGCCUGGGCGAAGAUGAAGAGUCUCAUCUGCACUCACGUGACGGCUGCGUACAAGGAGGUGGGCUGGGUGCAGUAUCCAAACUCCACCAUGAACCCCCAGGUGACGGCGGUGGCAGCAGCGGCUGGAGCAGCAGCAAAGUGACAGAGCCCCUCCCACAGACCUGAAAUGCUGUUUCUCAAAGAGGAAUAAACUGGCACCAGAACAAGAUGGCACCCAAGAGAACUACAUCUGUCUCCUUUAAUUAUCCCGUGUACAUAUUAGUGAGUGGAAGUGCUUUAUUGUUUCUAUAGCUAAGGCCAGCAAAGCUAUAGAACACCAGGUGUGCAUAAGCACUCUCCCUGAAGUAUAGGCAGGCAAAUUUAAAUCACGUACACUGUGACGGGGGGAGGGAAUAUCUUUAAUUUCCCCAGGGGGAAAAAGUUAAACCAAUCACGACUGUUAUAGUUCAUACACAUGUAUAGCUCUGGGGACUUACAGUGUUUGUUUGCCUUGCAGAGGACAUUCCAUCAAAUGACGCUGAGUUUGUUUGUUUCCACCUUUUAUACUAAAGUGACAACAGAAAGCUCUAGUAUUUGAACUCUGCAAGUACUUUUGUGCUCAUAUACCACUUGUGCGUAACUUUGUGCCCUUGUUUCAUUCAAAACACUAGUGAUGUGUGUGCAUAAGUGCUUGCAGGAUCUAGGUCCAGAAUUGUAUCCGCAUGAUCCAUUCACAUCCUUUCAGGAUACAUCCGAUCACAGUAAACUUAGCCUAGAUUUUGAAAUUUUAACUAUGGGUCUGGUUCUAGUCUUGUCCAUCAUUACUGCUUUUAUCUGCUGUUAACUCCUGUAGCCUGGAGUUUCUCUGGAAUUAUAUCAACAGUGUUUCCAAUUCUCACUGUUUUGUUGUGAGUCUUGUAAUACAAUCUAGUGUUUCCUCCCCUUUACCGAUCCAACUCCAGGAGUCAUGAGAUUACAGGAGAGCCUUUCAAGGAGAUUUAGCCAAAGCCUGAAGAUGUAAAGCAAGUGCAACCAAAAAAAGAAAAAAAAGAAACCAAAACAAAACAAAUGAUGUAUCAAAAGAAUAUAUCAUCAGUGUGUGCAUUUCUGGACAUCUACUGAUGCCUAAGAUAUUGUACUGUGGAUAUGUGGGUGUGAAGCAUGAGUUUUAGCCCAUUCUAAAACUUGGCUUUAAGUCCCACUGAGUUCCAUAGGGCUUCCUUAUAAAAUGAGUGUGUAUGAAUGAGUCUUUGUUAUACAUUCAGGUUAUGAUCUCUAUUGGCAGUUAUAACUGAGUAAUUCUCAUGGAAGUGGAUGAGACUUAUACAGUCUAAACUGUGCAUACGAUCACAACUUUAGAGUUGGCAAUAAAGCACCAGGAUCAGAUUAAUAGAAUAAGAAUUUUUAAGGGUUUUUUUCCUUUUAUUUUACCAUGACUCAGUUUGGGAUUACUUCUGGUGUUGAAGAAUUCCAGAAAGAAGAGUUGUCACCUGGACAGGAACCAAUAAACAAAACCACAGAAUUGUUAGUUACCACAUCUUUAACAGGCACUUGAUCUAAGGGACAGAGAUAAGUAUUGUAGUUCCUAAUGACUGUGGUUGGAUCCACAUUGCCAUAUAAUGCAGUCAGUAUUUGCAUUAUAUGGUCGGUGUAGGCCAGUGGUUCUCAACCUGUGGGUUGCCAGAUGUUUUGGUCUUCAACUCCCAGAAACCCUAACAGCUGGGAAACUUGCUGGGAUUACUGGGAGUUGUAGGCCAAAGCACCUGGGGACCCACAGGUUGAGAACCACUGGUGUAGGCCCAUAUAAUGCAGUUUAACUGCAUUGAACUGCAUUAUAUAAGUCUGCACACUGAUCAUGUAAUGCAGCUUCAGAUUGCAUGAUAUAACAGUAUAGAUCCAGCCUGUGAAAUCACUGGCUCUGAAGGCACAAGAACAGGGACGUUUUUUAAAAAUACGGUGUUUUUCUUUCUUUUUAAAAAUCUCUAUCAAAUGUACAUCAAUCAGCUGGAAAAUGUGUAUUUGCAUGGCACUUUCAAAAAAAUUUAAAAUAGCAUUAUUCAAAACCUGUGAUCUUAGAGAGGUUGAGAGCUGAAACAGAUCUCGUAUUAAAUGAUAACCAUAUACCAUAAUCUCAAAAUGCUUUAAAAUUCAUUUUCAAAGCAGAAGAAAACAUUAUUUUUGGAAGAGAAAUUACACACAGAAUAACUGACUAGCCUUUGAAGCAAUACUUUGGAAUUCAACUUUCCAGUCCCUGUGAGUUUCAGUUCAUAACAAUUUCUCUUGGCUUCUCUCACUGUUUUAAUGAUUGUGGGAAAAGCCUGACUGUUAGAUUUCAUUUGUAUUUCGUACAUAGAAAUCAACUCUCUCUCGCUCGCUUUGUUUUUCUCUCUCAAUAACUAAAUUGGCUUUAUUAUAAAUGAGGAACAGACAAGCAUAAAAGAAAAACGAAUAUACUGCACUGUGUGUGCAUUAUUAUUUCUCUGUGGAAAGCCACAGAUGGGAAAUUAAAAACAGUGGAAGGAAGCAGAGUUGGUACCACCAGAGUGUAGAAUUGGGUGGUUAGCAGAAGAUGCCGCUAGUCUUUACUGACUCAUCCAUUUAACUCCAUUCCUCCCAAGCCUGUUUUCAACUGUAAGGAUCCCUCGGGGCAGGAAGCUGUUCAUCAUUUGGAUUGUCUGUUAAUAGCCAUGCACAAAAAAUGGCACUGUGUAAAAAAAUAAAUAUUAAUACAUAUUAUUUACCCGUGUAUUUUAUAAAAUAGGCUUUUGGUGCUAUGAAAAGUGAUUUGUGAAUGUUUCUUCCUAAUCGUACUAAAUCCUCUUGUUUACUAUCCAACAUACUGGCUGAUCCCUAUUGUAAUUUUCCUCUGUAUUAUUUGUAUGACUUAUGUAUGCUGUCAAUAUGCUGUCUUGUGGUUUUCUUUAAUCUUUAUACAUCUGUUCCUUGUUA